Rana temporaria (common frog) is the source of this 1604-nucleotide messenger RNA. RefSeq names its product zinc finger protein OZF-like. The record is from RefSeq and is a predicted model, not a curated record. NCBI's taxonomy places the organism in Eukaryota, Metazoa, Chordata, Amphibia, Anura, Ranidae. The coding region runs from base 1 to 1113 and encodes 370 amino acids. Gene Ontology annotation, biological process: regulation of transcription by RNA polymerase II. Gene Ontology annotation, molecular function: DNA-binding transcription factor activity, RNA polymerase II-specific; RNA polymerase II transcription regulatory region sequence-specific DNA binding. Gene Ontology annotation, cellular component: nucleus. The transcript has 4 exons.
AUGGAGAAUCAGCCGCCCCUCACAUCACCGGAUGGAUCCAGUAACGGGAUCCCACCAGAGAGAUGUCCCUGUCCUCUGGAUUCCGGCGAUUCUACACAAGAAGGUCGCAGCGUCCCACUGCAUGGCCAGAUUGAUGAUCUGGUUGUGGUUAAAGUGGAGGUCAUGGACGCUGACGUUGAAGAAGAAACAUAUGUGAUGGAGGAGCAACUGUUUUUGGAGGAGGAAAGUUCUCCAGAUACAGUUGAAGACGGUCAAAAGGUCAAGAGAACCUCGGAGGGAAGAGUCAGGUUUCAUCCAGAUUGUGAUCCAGACGAUAAAAGUACACAACAUUCUUCAGGAGAAAAUACCUUAAAUACACAUCCGGGAUUUUUGACCCGGCCAUCUAAACCCUUCAACCCUGAGGGAUCUUUUCCUGAUCAGUCACGGACAUUUGCCCCAACUAUCUAUCCGAGACUUCAGAAUACGAACAGGUUGCUACACUCUUCUAAUUCCAAAAAACCUUCUAAAGAUACAUCUGAUAAAGGUCGACCUCACGAGGCUGGUAAGAACGAUCCGUGUUCUGAGUGCAGCAAAUGUUUUACCGAGAACUCCUCUCAACAUGCUGAGGAGAAGCGGUACCAAUGCCUCGAGUGCGGCAAACGGUUCUUCUUCAAGUCGGACCUCACCGUGCAUCAGAGAGUUCACACCGGUGAGGAACCCUAUCCCUGCUUCGAGUGCGGCAAAAGUUUUUCACACAGGACGACUUUGGUCUGCCACCAGCGAAUGCACCGAGGAGAAAAACCAUUCUUGUGCUCAGAUUGCGGGAAGUGCUUCACGCGGAAGUCUUGCCUUCUGCAGCACGAGAGAAUCCACACCGGAGUCAAGCCGUACGCCUGCUCGGAGUGCGGGAAAAGCUUCAACCAAAAAUCAUCUCUGAUUAGUCACCAGAGAGGCCACAGGGGCGAGAAGCCAUUCACGUGCUCCGUGUGCGGGAAGUCUUUCACACGGAGUUCCAGCCUUGUGGUCCAUCACCGGUUUCACACCGGGGAGCGCCCCUACACCUGCCUGAAGUGCGGAAAGUGUUUCUCUCAGAAAGCGAACUUUGUCAAACAUCAGAAGAUCCACGCGCGUUGAUUUUGUCGUAGAUAAAAACACAUAUACAGGACAUUUCAUCAACAAGCCAGUUGAGUGCUUCCCGAGUACCCGAAAUACAUCUUUGAAGGCAAAGUGAACAUUGAUAAUGGGCUCAUAUUGUAAGUGAUGGGUGGGAGGUGAGGGUACCUAUGUAGGCUUAAAGGAGGCAGGGCAUCAAUAGUUUGCUAAUAUUCAACAGUAUUCCACAAAUAUAGUGGGGGGGGGGGGGGGUUAGUGAGUAGCACGAAAAGUGUUGACAUCCUUCAUAUAGGACAACGGGGCGCUUUACAAAACCUUCCAAUGGAAAAAUAGUUCCUGUUCUUCCCACUGUGUGGGUACUAGCCUGGAGGAUGAAUAUGUGAAUGUGGCCAACUGACUUGGGCAUGAAAGAACAAGAUAAUGGGAAAGUGAUAGAGGAUAGUGUCUUGGGGAAGUUCCUGAUCUGUAGACCAAGAUGCAUUUAAUAAAGGUAAAGGGUUUUCCGCACUCCA